AUGGUGAGCCCGAGGCGGCCGAUCCCCGCGGGGACCCGGCGGGCGGCCUCGCUGCUCCGCGCCAGCCUCCUGCUGCUGCUGCUGCUGCUGCUGCUGCGGGGCACCGAGGCGCAGAAAGGUGAUGGGUGUGGACACACCGUGCUGGGCCCUGAGAGCGGGACCCUGGCCUCCAUAAACUAUCCCCGGACCUCUCCCAAUAGCACUGUUUGCGAGUGGGAAAUCCGUGUGAAGCCUGGGCAGCGAGUUCAGCUCAAGUUUGGUGAUUUUGAUAUUGAUGACUCAGAUUCCUGUCAUUCCAGUUACCUGAGAGUUCAUAAUGGCAUUGGCCCCAACAGGACAGAGAUAGGAAAAUACUGUGGGUUUGGCUUUCAAAUGGAUGGUUUAAUUACUUCAAAAAGUAAUGAAGUCACAGUACAGUUCAUGAGUGGAAUUCACACUUCUGGACGUGGAUUUCUUGCAUCUUAUUCAACCACUGACAAAUCAGACUUAAUUACCUGUUUAGACAAUGCAAGUCACUUUUCCGAACCAGAAUUCAAUAAGUAUUGUCCAGCUGGAUGUGUGAUUCCUUUUGCUGAUAUUUCAGGCACUAUUCCUCAUGGAUACAGAGAUUCAUCAUCACUUUGUAUGGCUGGUGUUCAUGCAGGCGUCGUGUCAAAUACUCUGGGUGGUCAAAUUAAUGUUGUAAUCAGCAAGGGCAUUCCAUACUACGAAGGCUCCUUGGCUAACAAUGUCACCUCAAAAGUGGGACCCUUAUCUACAAGUCUCUUCACCUUUAAGACAAGUGGUUGCUAUGGGACACUGGGGAUGGAAUCUGGGGUGAUUCCUGAUUCCCACAUCACAUCAUCAUCUAUUCUUGAGUGGCCUAACGAAACAGGACAAGUAAACAUUUGGAAACCUGAAAAUGCCAGACUAAAAAGGAUUGGACCUCCUUGGGCUGCUUUUAUCAGUGAUGAACAUCAGUGGUUGCAGAUUGACUUGAAUAAAGAAAAGAAAAUAACAGGUAUUAUAACUACUGGAUCGACUUUAGCGGAGCACUACUAUUAUGUCUCAGCCUACAGAAUUUUAUACAGUGAUGAUGCACAGAAGUGGACAGUGUACAGAGAACCUGGCACGGGUAAAGAUAAGAUAUUUCAAGGGAAUACUGAAUUGUACCAGGAAGUUCGCAAUAAUUUCAUUCCACCUAUUAUUGCACGUUUUUUUAGGAUUAACCCCUUAAAAUGGCACCAGAAAAUUGCAAUGAAAGUAGAGUUGCUAGGAUGUCAGUUUAGUAUAGGUCGUGCUCCUAAAAUCACCUUGCCACCACCACCACCUCAGAACAAGAAUGACGAGAAGAAUGCUGACUUCGUGGAUGACUUCAUUCAUUCAGUGAAGACUUCACUGCAGACAGAUAAAACAACUUUCACACCUGAAAUAAAAAACACUACAGUGACUCCAAGUGUAACCAAAGAUGUGGCAUUGGCAGCAGUUCUGGUUCCAGUGUUGGUGAUGGUCUUCACUACUCUGAUUCUUAUCUUAGUUUGUGCGUGGCAUUGGAGAAACCGCAAGAAAAAAACUGAGGGCACAUAUGAUCUACCUUACUGGGAUCGUGCAGGAUGGUGGAAAGGGAUGAAGCAGUUUUUCCCGACCAAAUCAGCAGAACAUGAAGAAACUCCUGUACGCUACAGCAGCAGUGAAAUCAGUCACCUAAGACCAAGAGAAGUCCCAACAAUGUUGCAAACAGAGUCUGCAGAAUAUGCUCAGCCCCUGGUAGGGGGAAUUGUGGGCACGCUUCACCAGAGAUCAACCUUCAAACCAGAGGAAGGAAAGGAAGCCAGUUACGCUGACUUGGACCCUUACAAUUCCCCCAUCCAAGAAGUUUACCACGCCUAUGCCGAGCCACUGCCUGUAACCGUACCCGAGUACGCGACUCCGAUAAUCAUGGACAUGUCCAGCCAUCCCAGCACACCUCUUGGUGCUCCUUCCAUUUCCACCUUCAAAGCUGCAGGGAAUCAAGCUCCUCCACUGGUUGGAACAUGCAAUAAACUGUUAUCCAGGACAGACAGUGCAUCCUCAGCACAGGCACUGUACGAUAUACCAAAGGGGCAGCCGGGACCGGGCAGUGCCGACCAGCUCAUGUACCAGGUGCCGCAGAGCGUGGCCCAUCCCACUGUGAGUAAGGAUGAACAAAGUUAGCUCAUGAGUAAGGUACAAUGAUGGCUUGUUUCUAAAAGCCAGUUCCAUAAAGCUCACAGUUUCACUUUUUAAAUUCCAUUGUGUUGGUAUUGUUAGUCUUAAAUAAUACAACAUUGAACCAAAAGAUGUGGUAUGGAAGGUCUGGGAAAACAGUAAUUCUGCUUUUCCUUAGCUGUAUGUACAAUUAGCAGCUUGUCUCCUGCAAAGCCGUGGACUUUUUUAUUACUACUGUACAAUUGUCUGUCAGACAUGAGAGAAGAACUCUUCAUGAUCAGCUCCAGUAAUUCAUAGAUGUGAGUGAUAAAUUGGGAGAAACAGUUUAAGUACAGAAACCAGUUAUUUCUUCCUAAUGGUACUGUUUCUUGGGGAAAAACCCCCACCUCAAUACCCAAAGCUCUUAAUUUCUGUGCAAGCACUACAGCUUCUAAAAUUCCUAUUUUCCUUGUAAAAUGUCUGCACAACUUUGGGCUUAACAAUCUGCUAUCAGGACUGAUGGCAAAAAUCCCUUUAGCUUCAUGGCAUAAAGUAGUUUUGAUUCUGAAUUACAUUAUUUCAGCCUUUGUUAACAGAAUUGGGAAUUUUCAGCUGUGUGUUCCUCAGAAGGUUCCUGCCUUUUUGGUUAGGUUAGCCUUCCAAAACCAGAAGCUGCUGUCUCUACAAUCUCUUUUCUGCCUCUUUUCCUUAAGCCACUCAGUCUUCUUUGUUCCUAGGGAUCCAGGAGGCACAGAUUGACACAAGCACCUGGAAACUGCUUUUACAUUUUACCCUGUACUGUAAGGGCCACUUGAAUAGCAUCUGCCUCCAAGUCAGUGGAGCAUUUCCUUGAUGCUCAGUGCAAGGAGUAUCCAAGUCUUGCAGAUGACUUGAAUUGAGAAAGGCCCUGCCCUCACCCAGAGUGUCCAUUAUUCUGUGUUCAGGUGUGAGCUUAUACAAAAAAAGAUCUGUACAUACUUUUGUGAGUGCUUAAGUAAGCACACAGAUAUUCUAAUGGUGCACAGUUUGUGUUAGAUAUGCAUUUAGCACAUACGGUACGUUUUAGCACAACUGCCAAAUUUAGCCUUAGGGCUUUUUUUAUGAUUGUUCUUACUAGAAGCAUGAAAGAUUCCAAAACCUUUGCAAAAGAACCAGUACUAUUCCAAAGAGUGUCCAUUUCAGACAUAUUUAUUGGAGUUUGUAUCCUUUGAAUGUUCCAGUGUUCUGUACUAUGAAAACAUUGCAGUCAGUCAUUUACUGGGAUAGUGUAGACUCAUUUUAGCCAGGUAAUCACAAAAUGAAAGCAGUCUGAAUGGCAUAUUUUACCUUGUUAGAAAAAGAAAGCACACCUUUCUUACCUAGGUAGGAGAAAACCCCACUAUAAAAAUGCUGUAUUUUUAUUCUAACAGCACUUGGAAGGAUGCUGAAUCAAUUCAUACGUGUGGGACCCCCUCCCUACACAGUAGCCCAGUUUUAUGGACUUCAGGGGUUACUUGUGAGUUGUUUGUGAUGCAAUUCAAAGCCUUGUUUACUGCCCAGGUCCUUAAGCACCAUGGAAAAGGUCUGAACAGAAACCACAGAGCUGUUCAAGGGGCUGCCGCCAUGCCUUAACGCCAGUACAGCAUCCUCACUUACCGCUUGAAAAUCUGUUUGCACAGGGGCUGUAUAUAAACUCUGCAGUCAAAAAUCACUUGUGGCCUGUUCAGCAUCUAAAAUAUGAUAUUAUGUAGAAUCAUAGAAUGGCUGGGGUUGGAAGGGACCUUAAAAAUCACCGACUUCUAAUCCCCUGCCAUGGGCA
This is a messenger RNA of Pseudopodoces humilis (Tibetan ground-tit), 3943 nucleotides long. It is a transcript of the gene DCBLD2, whose product is annotated as discoidin, CUB and LCCL domain containing 2. NCBI's taxonomy places the organism in Eukaryota, Metazoa, Chordata, Aves, Passeriformes, Paridae. The record is from RefSeq and is a predicted model, not a curated record. Gene Ontology annotation, molecular function: signaling receptor activity. Gene Ontology annotation, cellular component: plasma membrane. Gene Ontology annotation, biological process: wound healing.